Molecule: messenger RNA, 954 nt
Organism: Lodderomyces theae
Lineage: Eukaryota; Fungi; Ascomycota; Pichiomycetes; Serinales; Debaryomycetaceae
Exons: 1
Coding region: 1-954 (317 amino acids)
Source: RefSeq, a predicted model, not a curated record
AUGCUGGCCAACAAUGCUAAAAAGUUGAUGAACAUUCUAUAUAAAGAAACAGCCCCAAAGCUACAAACAUCUCAAGCCAUUCCGCAAAUAUCACGACAGCUUUAUGAAUCCGAGUCGGAUCUUGAUUCCACAGACCUAUUCCAGUUUCAUUCCUCAACACGACGCAAACUUCCAGCUGCUGAUGCAUUGAGAUUGGGAAACGUAUCCAUUCCCUCAAACAUUCUUUCCUUCAAAUGUCCACUACUGUUUAUCACGAAACACGACUUCCAAAACUUGUUACCGCUGGAGCACAAGUUGACAUAUUCCCUAAACCCAAAAUACAACUUUGAAGUGGUGAAGAAACGGGUGGGCAAAUUGCUCCAAUUCCAAAAUGAGUAUUUGCUAAUUUUCAAAUCACACUUGAAUGCAAAAAUCUAUGAAUUGGAAACGGGAGGGAAAUGGAUCAAUGGGAUCCAGUAUGCAACUCAAUAUCAACACCCUAUUGACGUAAUUGACAAAUUGGUGCCUCCGAAAUUGCAACUGGCUAAUCACCAAUCACUAAUAGAUCAGAUCAAACUGAAAGCUACUGCACAAGAGGCAUUGCCGUCAUCCACGCCCGUCUCAUCUCCACUCUACGACGAAUCUUUCCCACUACUAUCCCAACUUAUCGAUGCUCCAAACAGAACAAAAUCAAUCAUAGUCCACAAUUGGCCAUUUGGGUUAAAAGAAGAUUUAGCAAUCGAAUCCCUAUGGAAUUACAACUUAUCCACUGACGAUGAUGGAGUGCCUCCGAUACAGUACAUACACUCUAAUAUCAUGCAAGGUAUAAACAUAAUCAAGAUGAAUUUCAGGACUGAACAGGAUGCGUUACGGUUUAUUCGAAACUUCCACGGUACCAAAUGGUUAAAGUUGCAAAAUUUCAGAAAAGUUGAAGAAAAAGUGUCACAUUUGCCCUUGCUAUGCGAGACAUUGUAA